This is a messenger RNA of Osmerus eperlanus (European smelt), 1124 nucleotides long. Its product is annotated as tumor necrosis factor receptor superfamily member 11B-like. Gene Ontology annotation, molecular function: protein binding. The record is from RefSeq and is a predicted model, not a curated record. Lineage: Eukaryota; Metazoa; Chordata; Actinopteri; Osmeriformes; Osmeridae. The transcript is spliced from 4 exons. Bases 37 to 906 code for a protein of 289 amino acids.
ACUGUGGAGGACAUCCUACAUACCACCCACAUAAACAUGUGGUUUCUCAUUGUUCUGAUGUUUACCUUUAUGGAGUACAUCGGUGGGACUACGAGCUAUGAGCACCUAGACCCUGUCACCGGGCAAUCAAUCACCUGUAAUCGUUGUCCAGCUGGAUAUCACAUGUCUGCUCACUGUACCGCAACCUCACAGACAGAGUGCCACAGUUGUCCAACUAACCACUACACGGAGUACUGGAAUUACCUGCCCAAAUGUCUGUACUGCAGUACGUUUUGUGUACAUAAUCAGUUUAUAAAGGAGGACUGCUCAUCAACCCACGACAGGGUGUGUGAGUGCAACGAGGGCUACUACUGGUUCGCAGACAUGUGUAUCAAACACUCAGAGUGUCCCGCUGGCUACGGUGUCAAAAGGAGAGGUACCACAAAUUCGGACACGGAGUGUAAGCGGUGCCAAAAAGGCUUCUUCUCCUCUGUCUCAUCCUCGCACUUGGAGUGUGAAAAUCACACUAAUUGCGCUUCUCGUGAACUCAAAACCAUAUUCAGAGGCACAAGCAGGCAUGAUAAUACUUGUGCCUCUUGUGAAAAUUUUACUGAUGGAGGUGACAUGACACAUAUCAGAACUAUCCUUCUUCACUUCUUCUCUCAUCAAAGAAUCCACCAACCUAAGAUGAAAGAGCUGCUCUGGAGGUUCUUGCUCCCACAUACCAAUCAGCAGGUCCAGAUACAGUUGGACAAACACUUUCCCAGACAGAAAGAGACAAUCCUCAGUCUGAUCAGGCAGUGGAUCAGACAAGCUCCAGAGGAAGACCUCAAGAGACUCCCUGAAUGGCUGAGGAAAUCCAAUCUAAACCACAUAGCUCAACGACUAGAGAGGAGGAUUAGAAUUAUGGACCAGCGUUGUCAGUAAGUCUAGUCUCUAGACUAAGACAGUAAAAUGUGGCAAGACUUUGUGUUAUUACUCUUACUAUUGUAAACUGAUCAAAGGACCAUGUUGACAUCAGAACUAUAUGUUGAAUAUUGGAUACCGAUUUUCCUGAAAUAGCAGUCUGGUUUGAUUGAUCACAAGUACAAUGAAUGUCUCGUGUUUGUUUAGUCUCUAAAUAAGAAUUUAACAUUAAAAUACUA